AUGUGGUUGCUUCUACUUCUACUUCUCAAAUCGAUGGUGGUGGUGGAAUCGGUGCACUGCUUCAGCGGUUUCAACGGGAAGGUGGCGUCAGAGGAGUGCCUGGACGACGAGGCGAUGUGCUUCCGGUAUACGAUCGAGGCGGGAAGUAUCUCUGGGUGCUCACCGGAUAUGAGGGAACUCAAUGAUGUGUAUAUUGAGAGGAUCUGGUGCCCAAAAGCGGGCAAUUUCCACGGCACCGACAUCCCCGACCCGAUCAUGAUUAACGGCCAGCCGCCCGAAAUGUCGAAAAACGCCUCCGACAGUCUGCUCUGCUGCCGGGGCGACCGCUGCAACACGGCCAACACCAACUUCUGCCUCAUUUACAUAGUUUUUGCCAUUUUUCUUGCUCUAUUU
Molecule: messenger RNA, 393 nt
Organism: Mesorhabditis spiculigera
Lineage: Eukaryota; Metazoa; Nematoda; Chromadorea; Rhabditida; Rhabditidae
Source: the annotation of a GenBank genome assembly